AUGGCGAUACUUCUCCCUGCUACCUUCAUGUACUGCAGACAAUUGCGAAGGAAGCGCACCCACGACCGAAGACUGUUGGGCAGGAUAGUGGCGAUUCAUCUCGAAAUUGACUCCCAUGUCAAAAGACGCAGGUGGUAUAGAUCCCAGAAACAGUCGGAAUCUGCUCAGCCAAAACAAAAGCGCAUUGUCCUGAGCAAGAAGGUCAGCUUCGUUCCCGACGACAUUCAUAUCGACUUCAGCCAACUGGAAUUGGGAGAAACUCUCGGACGAGGUGCAUUUGGACGUGUACUGAAAGCUGUUCUACACGACACGUCAGGGGAAGAUCAGAUUGUGGCAGUGAAGACAGUGCAAGACACCUCGGACACGAAAAAUGUGGUGAAGUUCCUGGAGGAAAGCCUGAUCAUGAAAACCUUCGACCAUGUCAACGUACUGGGGCUUCUGGGGUUGACCUUUGACGCUGACGAAAAACCCUUGAUGGUGAUACCCUUCAUGGCAAACGGUGACCUCAAGACAUAUCUGGUCAAGAAGAAACAGACCUUGGCGACAUCUCUGCUGAUGAGGUUUGCCUCACAUGCCGCACUUGGUAUGAGUUACUUGGCUCAGCACAAGUUUGUCCACAGAGAUCUUGCGGCCAGAAAUUGCAUGGUGGAUAGCGAUCUUCUGGUGAAGAUAGCGGAUUUUGGACUGUCCCGUGACAUGCACGAAUCGGAUUACUACACAAGCGGCGAUGCCCAGGCUAAGCUGCCUAUCAAAUGGAUGGCUCCCGAGUCCAUGGAACGUCGAGUGUACAACGCCAGGACUGACGUGUGGUCAUACGGUGUGCUCCUGUGGGAGAUUUUCAGUAAGGGUGCAAGACCGUAUCCAGGAAUACCCCUCCAAGAUGUGUAUAUUUUCUUGAAGAGUGGUCAACGCAUGGAUGCUCCCAAGAACUGCCCGCCAGAAAUCUACGGCAUAAUGGUACGUUGCUGGCAGGACAACCCCAAGUCACGUUGCACCUUUGUCCAAGUUGCCAACGAGCUGGAAGAACUGUUGGAGGGAGACCGUGACUACGUAGCAGCUUCUAGUGCGGGUGUGGUUGGUAAGCGACCCAUCGAACAUCGCGAAGAACCUGGUGUCACAGACGACAGCUAUCUGGUCCCGAUGCAGCAGGAGACCGCCUUUGGUGCUGACGGCCCGUGUAGUGACGGAGAAACCAGCGGGAGCCAUGCAAACGCCGCCCGUGAUCCCUUGGAUUAUGUCAAUAAAAUUGUCAUUAGAUAAGUGACGUGCA
Molecule: messenger RNA, 1270 nt
Organism: Patiria miniata (bat star)
Lineage: Eukaryota; Metazoa; Echinodermata; Asteroidea; Valvatida; Asterinidae
Product: tyrosine-protein kinase Mer-like
Exons: 8
Coding region: 1-1260 (419 amino acids)
Biological process (GO): protein phosphorylation; cell surface receptor protein tyrosine kinase signaling pathway; multicellular organism development
Cellular component (GO): signaling receptor complex
Molecular function (GO): transmembrane receptor protein tyrosine kinase activity; ATP binding
Source: RefSeq, a predicted model, not a curated record